This is a messenger RNA of Lingula anatina, 1113 nucleotides long. RefSeq lists its product as uncharacterized. Lineage: Eukaryota; Metazoa; Brachiopoda; Lingulata; Lingulida; Lingulidae. The record is from RefSeq and is a predicted model, not a curated record. Gene Ontology annotation, molecular function: zinc ion binding; nucleic acid binding.
CACAGCACUGCAAUCUCAACCGGAAGUCGCCAUGUUCUUAGAGCUAUGAAAACAAAGUAACGUAUGAAGAGCGUGUUCAAGUAGCUGGUAAGGAAUACUGGACUUCUGAUCUUCGAUAAAAUAUGCAGAAUCUUGGAGUUCAAGGCUCUGAUAUUAUACGAGCAUCUUGUAAAAAAUGUGGAUAUUCAGGUCACCUGACAUUCCAAUGUAGAAACUUUUUAAAAGCAGAUCCAAACAAGGACAUAGUGUUAGAUGUGAGCAGUACCAGCUCUGAUAGUGAAGAAGAGUUUGUAUCUCCUCUUGUUAAGCUUAAACAAGAGGAGGCUGCAAAAAAGGAUAACGAAAAAGAUAAACCUAGGAAAAAGAAAAGAGAAAAACAUAAAAGGUCUGUUUUUUCAAGGAAGAAACACAGAUCCAGGUCCAGAUCCCCAGUAUCUGAUGACGAGAGACAUAAAAGGAGGAGGAAGAAAAAGCACAAGGAUGAAAGUGACUCGGAAUCAUCUUCUGCUGACAGCCACAAACAUAAAAAUAAACACAGGAGAAAUGUAUCUUCUGACAGUAGCCAGUUUUCAGAUUCUGACAGUGAUUCCAAGGAGAGUCAUAGGAGAAAAAGACAUAAAAGGAAACACAAGAAACACAAAAAAUGAGAUUUAAAAAAAAGGUUGAUGAGGAUUUUACAGUCACCUUUUAACUCAAGAUUUAAUGCAAUGUCCAAUACCUGGAGGAAUAGUUCAUUUUGCCUCCUUGAAAAUGGCAGGAAACUUGCAACUUUUGCUGAUGAACUGACAUUGAGAUGAAAAAAAUCUGUGUUGUAAACAUUGGAUAUUAUAAGUUGAUCUAGUUUUGAAAUUAAAGAUGACAUAUUUUAACAGCGAUCUUUUAGGGUGGUGACAGUGAGUGACACAAUUAUAUUUUAAUGAAAAUUGUUUUGUGAAAGCUUUUACUGAGAGCGUUUGAAACAAUAAAUUAAGCACCAAAGACAAUUAAGAAUUGUCAAAUCGGAAAAUGGAUACCCAGUGUGUUUCAUAAGUACACAUUUAUAACAUGGCUUUAUAGUCAAUUAGUAAAUUCUUUUCUGGGUUAAAAAUAAAGACAUUUAUUUUCAGAAUUUUA